UGCCAUGGCAGUUGGAAAAUGAUUUUACCCCCACCCAAGUGUCUAGUUGGUGUCGUUUCAGCCGACCUCAUUAAAGCACGGCGACUGCGGAAAAGACGGAUCGAUUUACUGUUCUGAAACCUGCUGGGCUCUCAAUGCGCAGGAAUGUCCUCAACUCGAAGUUCCGACUGCCGAGGUCCUCAGUUUGAGCAACUAGUUGCUCAUUUUUCAUUCUCUACUCAACGUCUCAGCAUUGUCAAUGAGGUCCUUGUAUCGAUUUCGAACCGGGAGUUAAUGCAGGCAAUGCUCGGCGGCGAGCAGUGAGAAUAACACGCAAGCACGUACGACAUAUCGCCCUUUGCAGGUAGCCAUUCAUGCACAACAAUGUCCUCGACACUAUCUGAUUGUCAAUCUUAGGCUGUAAACUGGUCUUGCUGAUCAUCCAGGAACAGUGCUUGUGUUUAUUUUGUUCGAGAGCAAGAAUCUGUUUUCGAAUACUUCAUUGGUCUAUUCGAGAGAUUUGUGCAGAUUUGCCGGAACUCGGCAUUCAGGCACCCUAUGUCUUGAUAAUAGUAUACACGGUAUACAGAUACAGUCGAUAGCUUUUGACGUUGCGUGAUCGUUUCGACAUGUUCACUGUUAUUUUCAACAAGCCCACGUUUUAUACAUUCUUAUCCGUCCGGCUUCCGGGCACUGUCGUGCAUUCGAGGAUCAAACUGUUCCAUGUAGUUGUGAGCACUGAAGGAUAUCGGCAGGCUGACAAUACCACGUCUAGAUAUCACAGACCGAGUCAACUUUGACACAUACCAGUGACUCGGCCGAACAUACUUUACGCAUACUCUACAUGUCCAAGAAUCCAACAUGUUUUCUCAUGCAUCAGAAGUGCGAUCCGAAGCCCGAGAGAUUCUUAACUAGAUGUCAGAGAGAUGAUCUGGACCUUGACAUGGAAGUAUGUGCCACAUACGAACACCGAAAUCUUCAAAAGCAAUCCAUAGCAAGAUUUGGCGCCGCUCAGUAUAUAAUUAUAUUAUUAAAGCCGACUUUGAAUCCGAAUCUCAUGUGCUGCCGUUGAGGAUGCAGACAUCACCUCUUCGAUAAAAAUAAACUGCGUUGUGAGAAUUGCUGGUCUGUAUGCGGCUUCAUCAGGAUCUUAUAGCAAAUCCGGCCCAAUUAAUAUAAGAAUUAUGCUUAUAAUGUACUUCCGGUAGAGAAAUCCCCAAGAAAAGCUCUUUCACUUAUCUUAGUAUCCCAUUGUUGUCGAUCGAAGCAUAACUGUCAAGUGACAUCCACUCUUCCUCCGAGAACUCGUCAGUUUCCAAAAUAUGCCAUUUGGACCACCAACCCGUAUUCGAGAACGCUGAAUCUCAAAAUCUGCUCUUGGUGAGGAGCUCCAAGUUCGAGAACUUGAGGACGCUGACCAGCCUGAGGUGAAAAAUGUUGGGAACGAGGAUUGCGAUCCCUCAGCAGCAGGAGCGAGAAGCAUCUGCACAGGGCUUGGACGGAACACAUGGGCAGGUCAGGCAGCAGGCACCGAGUAGUCCAAUUCAGGAACUUCCUGCAGAGAGUAGAGCACAUGAGUCGAGUUCGAACUCUGAUAUGUGUCCACCACCCUUCUCCACUUCCAAGUCACCAAGCAUGACCGCUAAGGAGCAGGUGGCGCUGGCAGAUGCAGAAGCAAUACAGUUAGAUGCACAGAGGAGAGAAGCAGCGCUUGUGAAAUACAAAAAGCUCCGAGAGGAAUUCUUUCCGGAGGUGGAUGACAUUUCGGGCGAAGAGCUGCUUGAGUUCGUGCAGAAGAAUGCAAUUGGAGAUAGCGUUAUAUUAGUUGAUUGCCGCUCAGAAGCAGAGCGCCAUGUGUCGGUCUACAAAGGAGCAGUGACGAUCUCGGAGUUCGAAGCCAACAUUGAAAGUUUCAAAGAAAAGCUAAUUGUUGCUUACUGUGCUAUUGGCAGGAGAUCUGGCAUGUUCUUGAAAAAGUUGUUAGAACAAUAUCCAGGAAUAAAAGUUCGAAAUCAUGCCGGCAGUGUGGUCGAUUGGGCUCAUGUCGGGGGCCCUUUUGUGGAUCAGACAACUGGAACUCCUACCAACAGGGUUCAUCCGAAUGGUACCUGGCUUCCUUACCUACCUAUGACAAGAAACCUUCAGGUUGUGAGCUGAAGAGAAUGCGGUUGCGACGACUCCGAUUAUGACGACUCUGGACAAGGAUUUGCUACGUGCCUUCAGUUGCACCACUGUCAGUAGUUUGUGACAGGUGUUAUUCACUCUUCACGAGCUCUCAGAGUGAAGUCGAUGAUGGCACCUGUCGACUUGUGAUUUUGCACAUCUCAGCGGAUUGCUGAAUUGUGAUAGGGACAUCGUAUCUAACCUCAGUACUUAAAGCGCUAUAAACCUGUAUUUACUUAUAUGUAGUAGGACAUUCCCGAGCUCUGUGAAGGCAAGAGAGGAGUCAAGUAGUAGCCAAAAAAAAUUUAAUUAGCAGCGAAAGCGAAGUGGUUAAAAGGAAGGAAUUAACCUUGUAUAUGUGACGUCUAUCAGUCUGACGACAAGUGG
This is a messenger RNA of Marchantia polymorpha subsp. ruderalis, 2529 nucleotides long. NCBI's taxonomy places the organism in Eukaryota, Viridiplantae, Streptophyta, Marchantiopsida, Marchantiales, Marchantiaceae. The record is from the annotation of a GenBank genome assembly.